CCGUUUGAAAAUCCAAUAACUUGAAUAAGUUCAGCAGAUCUACGGUUCACUAUUAAACAUUAUGUCUUCUUUCUUUUUUAAUCUGAUUAAAGAAAGGAAGCUAAUGUCAUGGUGUCCAUCAGCAACCACAUGCUUGCAAUGCAACCUCACAACGUCCAAUAAACACAAGAAGAAAGAGUAGCUCUCUAUCCAUCCAGUUAAGAUUCUUCACUACACAACAAAUGAUAUUUUGCGGGUCUGGGUCCACCGGACCUUUUUGUCUCUCCGGAUAAAUUUCCUUUUCUUUCGUUUUUAGUGCUCUUCAGUCUUGCUAGUUGCUUUCUGCUAUGUUACAUAUUUUGCUUAUUAGUCUAGAAUUCUUUUAGGUGAAGUGAUGUAUUAGGCUACUUUGUACCUUGUUUGAGUGCGCAACGCAACAAACAUGAGGCUUGCUUAGUUGCCUGCCUGCCUGUACUCCCUUUCCUCUGUAGUGGGAUUUUGAUGCUUUUAAAUUUUCUAGCUUUAAUCGAAUGAAGAGGCCAUUCUGGCUUUUGGGCAUCUCUAUUUUGCAACAAAUAUGGCCUUCUCGUCUUGCUUUUGCCCUUCUCACAUCCACCUCAAGACUGGCUACCCAAGGCGGGUUAUAAGACCCGGGCGUCCUGUUGAGAAAGAUGGUCAAAAGUUCUUCUCUCUCGGAAGUAAUAGCACUGAACUUUCUGGUCGACAAGUGGCAAAACUGGGAGCUGACUUACUUAGUGACUGGAGUUUUAUUGGAGGUUCAAGAAUUGCCAUUCGACCAAAACUUGCAAGAGCUAUUGUCUAUCGAAAACACUCAGGAGUACAUGCAUCAUGGUUGAGCAGUUAUCAACUUGCAAGCACUGCUUUCACUUUGGGAACUGCAGCUGUUCUCCCAUUUUAUACCCUCAUGGUUGUAGCUCCUAAAGCAGAACUGACAAGAAAGUCUAUGGAGAGUAGCAUACCUUACGUUGUGCUCGGGGUUCUGUAUGCAUAUCUACUAUACCUCUCCUGGACGCCUGACACUGUUCGGCUGAUGUUUGCAAGUCAGUAUUGGUUACCAGAGUUGCCUGGUAUUGCUAAGAUGUUCUCAAGUGAGAUGACCUUAGCUUCAGCAUGGAUUCACUUGUUAGCUGUUGAUCUCUUUGCUGCAAGGCAAGUGUUUCAUGAUGGUUUGGAAAACGAAAUCGAGACUCGACAUUCAGUUUCUCUUUGCCUGCUCUUUUGCCCCAUUGGAAUUGUUAGCCAUGUUCUCACUAAAGCUCUAACAAGAAGUGCUGCAAGUACCAGACGUGGCACGUAGUUAUUCAUUGAUUUCCAUCUGGAGGUUGAUAAAAUCAAGUUUACCAUUCCCUUUUUUUUUUUUUUGUUUUGCUGCUGUUUGAGGAAAUCAGGUCCUCUUAUGAGUCUGAAGAGACUUUGGUCGACUUUUAACCAUUUAUUGAUGUUUCUUUGGCAGAACUAGAAUCACAUUCUCCUUAUCAUGACAACUUUUGUUAUUUUU
Molecule: messenger RNA, 1498 nt
Organism: Ricinus communis (castor bean)
Lineage: Eukaryota; Viridiplantae; Streptophyta; Magnoliopsida; Malpighiales; Euphorbiaceae
Product: protein ABA DEFICIENT 4, chloroplastic
Exons: 6
Coding region: 557-1297 (246 amino acids)
Source: RefSeq, a predicted model, not a curated record